This is a messenger RNA of Podarcis raffonei (Aeolian wall lizard), 3441 nucleotides long. RefSeq names its product septin 9 (gene SEPTIN9). Gene Ontology annotation, molecular function: GTP binding; molecular adaptor activity; GTPase activity. Gene Ontology annotation, biological process: cytoskeleton-dependent cytokinesis. Gene Ontology annotation, cellular component: septin ring; cell division site; septin complex. Lineage: Eukaryota; Metazoa; Chordata; Lepidosauria; Squamata; Lacertidae. Bases 518 to 2263 code for a protein of 581 amino acids. The transcript is spliced from 11 exons. The record is from RefSeq and is a predicted model, not a curated record.
GGCCCUCCCCUGGGCUGAGUGCCUCGCGGGCUUGGGGCGUUGCCUUGAGCCUGGGGCUGAGCUCGCUCGGAUCCCCCUCGGCUCGGCUGGAGAAGGGGGGCAGGAGGAGUCGCGCGCGUCCUGCCCACCCAGCUUUCUCGUCGGCUUGGCCCUGCUCGGGUUCGCCUUGACAGGCGUGCGGCGCAGCCAGUGCGCGGAGGGGAAGCCGAUCGGGCGCACGCGAAGCUGCCCAGAGCAGAGGGGCGGGGAGGGCCGCGCUUUCCCUGCUUGCCUUGCCUUCCUUGCCUGCCUGCCUCCAUUCAUUCGAGCCUGUGCAACAGGACGAGCCCACGGGGCGGGGGAUCCUGCCUGCGAGAGCUUCGGCAGCCCGCCCCUCUCGACCGCCUGUCCGCCCCUCUCGCGGCUAGGGGGCCGUCCGAAGGCGCCCAGCCCCGCCGCGCAGCGCCGCCGCCGCGCUCGGGACCUUGCCGGGAACUUGGGGAGGGGGCGCAUUGCCCAGCCGGAGCCGAGCGCGGCGAUGUCCGACCCGGCGGUCAACGCGCACCUGGAAGGUAUCAUCUCCGACUUCGAGGCUCUGAAAAGAUCCUUUGAGGUUGAAGAAGCAGACCAGCCUCCAAAUUCUUCCACUCCACAAAGACGGACACCCAACCCUCUUGCGAGGUCCACAGUGUCCAGCUCCACACAGAAAUUCCAGGAUCUUGGCACCAAGAAUUCAGAGACCCCUUCCAGGCAUGUGGAGUCUGCACAAAGAUCUCCUAAAUCUUCUCUGAGGAGAGUUGAGCUCUCUGGACCAAAACAUCCUGAGCCAGUGUCCAGAAGAACAGAAAUCUCCAUUGAUAUCUCAUCUAAGCAAGUGGAGAAUUCCACCCCAGGAGCUUCAAGAUUUGGCCUCAAGAGAGCAGAUGUGCUGGGGCACAAGCCCCCUGAGACCGCUCCCAGGAGGACUGAGAUCAAUAUAGGCAAGCCUCAGGACCAAGCUCUUCGCAGAAUGGAAGUCCCCUCAAAGAUCCCCGAGCCAACACAGCGCAGAAUGGAAGCUGCUAGCCCACCUGUGCCUGAUGUUGCCACCAAACGUGUGGAAAUCCAGGUAGCAAAAUCUUCAGAGGUUCCAGUACCACCAGUUAGGCAGAAUGAAAACGUGGAGCUUUUCCCAACCAAUCAGCACCUGCCACCAGAACCAAAACUACAGCCAGCAGUGACUGAAAUUCCACCCAAAUGCCAAGAAGAGGCCAUUCCCAGCUACCCAAGCGGCAUGAUGGAAGCCACUCGAGAUGCUGGCAUCAAGCAAGCCCCACCAACGCGGACAGAGAAACCAGCUGCUGAUUUUGCCUAUGUUGGGAUAGACGCCAUCUUGGAGCAGAUGCGGAGGAAAGCCAUGAAACAAGGGUUUGAGUUCAACAUCAUGGUAGUCGGUCAGAGUGGCCUGGGAAAAUCUACUCUAAUCAACACCCUCUUCAAAUCCAAAAUCAGUCGCAAAUCUGUGCAGCCAAGUCCUGAAGAGCGCAUUCCCAAGACGAUUGAAAUCAAGUCAAUCACACAUGAUAUUGAAGAAAAGGGUGUUCGUAUGAAACUCACUGUCAUUGACACCCCUGGAUUUGGAGACCACAUCAACAAUGAGAAUUGUUGGCAACCCAUUAUGAAGUUCAUCAAUGAUCAAUAUGAGAAGUACCUCCAGGAAGAGCUUAAUAUUAACCGGAAGAAGCGGAUACCAGAUACCAGAGUCCACUGCUGUAUAUACUUCAUCCCUGCCACCGGUCACUCCCUCCGGCCGCUGGACAUUGAAUUCAUGAGGCGCCUGAGCAAAGUGGUCAACAUUGUGCCUGUCAUCGCCAAAGCAGACACAUUAACGCUAGAGGAGAGGGACUACUUCAAGCAAAGGAUCACAGCAGAUCUCCUUGCCAAUGGCAUUGAUGUCUACCCACAGAAACAGUUUGAUGAGGACUCUGAAGACCGACUAAUAAAUGAGAAAUUUAGAGAAAUGAUUCCAUUUGCUGUGGUGGGCAGUGACCAGGAAUACCAGAUAAAUGGAAGGCGAAUUCUGGGAAGGAAAACGAAGUGGGGCACAAUUGAAGUUGAGAAUACAACGCAUUGUGAGUUCGCAUACUUGCGGGAUCUCUUGAUCAGGACACACAUGCAAAACAUCAAGGACAUUACCAGCAGCAUCCAUUUUGAAGCCUACAGAGUCAAACGCUUGAAUGAAGGCCAGAAUAUGCUCUCCAAUGGCGUAGCUGACAAAGAGGAGUUGGUGGCCAAUGAAAUGUAACACUCCAUGCCUAAGCAAGGACCCAGCCUGCUCUCUUCCUCUCCCCCUCCUGCCCCACACUUUUCUUUUCGUUAAAAAAAACAACCAAGAAAAACCCCAUAUAAACUCUAUGCCACUGUUGUUUUCCCCUCUCCGCCAACAGUACCCAAGCUGCUGACAUUAACUGACCAAAUAACAGUACUUUUCUGUAAUAAAUGUAGUGUCUUUCUCUUUUCUAGUGUCUGUGAUGUGAAACAUCUAUUCUGUUCUUCUGUGUAGGCUGUAGUUACUGAUCCCUAGGCAGGGGAUGAGGUUGAGAGGGAACCUCAACAGGAUAUGCAUUGGUUUGAUGAUUUACUUUAGUUGUGGCCUCCUUGCCAUAGAUAGGUCCUUUACUGUAAUAGGUGAGUGUCCCUUUCUUGAAACUCUGGGGGAGCUCCUACUAAGGCUGAGAUGGACCUUGUUAGAAAGCACAGACUGACCCCCCCUCCCCUGUCCCCUUUGGUCAAUUGGGAGGUGAACUGUAAGUUUCAUAGACAGCUGCCCUAGUGUUGAAGUCUGGUGAAGUUGAAUGUGAUACCUUGUGUUGUGCCAUGAGUUGAAGCUAUUAAGUUAUGGGGCACAGGGCUGCGUGAAAGAGAGAAAAAUGUGCCGCACAUUCCAUAUCCUAUCCAUGCAGUUUCACCUCCAGUUAAAGCAACAAAAAAGUUGCAAUCCUGACCAGGUGAGGUUGAUCUGGAUGAGGAAGAUUUCAUUAGCAACUUGGUUGAUACAGGCCUGGUGAGGCACUGAUGGAUGCUAGGUCAGACACGCCACCAAAGCAUCUCUCCCCCCCCCCCAUAUGAAAGUGAGAGAGAAAAGAGAGGUGUUCCUGACUGCCUUCUUUGUUUCAGUGGUUCAAGCCUAUGGUAAUUUUUCUCUUGAGCCACUUGAUUUCCUAGUGCCAAAGGUUUACUGUUCUGUAAACCAGAGUGGGAAGGGGGAAAGCAUUGUGUGUUUGUUUUUAGUGUGUGUGUACGUGUGUUUGUGUUCCUCUCUCUUUCUUAUCUCCACCCAUUUCAAGUGAAGAUUUUCAUGACCUAGAUAAAAGUUUUUUAACGUGAGGGUAGAGUGAAUGGAGUAUUAGUAGAAGGCACAAUUCCACCCAGCACUAUGCACAUCUUACUCCCUGCAUGUCUGAUCUAUAUUCCCUUUCCUUU